AUGGACAAGAAUCUGUUGCGUCGAGAGCAACGCACAACCAGCACGGCGGGCCGCGGCAUAACGCGCCAAAAUUGCGCCAAACACAAACAAUCUGGCGGUGGUCAGACAACCAUCCAUGGCCGUCGGCCACCGACGGGAGGAUCUGGCAAUCCUCCGCACCCGGCACCACCGGUACAACCGCAUCCGAUCCUCGCGCCCAGCCCGCUGUUUGCCUUACCGACGCUUAACUUUACCGCGUCGCAAGUUGCGACCGUCUGCGAAACGCUGGAAGAGUCUGGCGACAUCGAGCGGCUGGCCCGGUUCCUAUGGAGCCUGCCGGUGGCACACCCGAACGUGACGGAGCUCGAUCGCUCCGAGGCGGUGCUGCGUGCGCGUGCUAUCGUCGCCUACCACACCGGACAUUUUCGAGAGCUUUACUCGAUACUGGAACGACACAAGUUCACGAAAACGUCCCAUGGCAAACUACAGGCCAUGUGGUUAGAGGCGCAUUAUCACGAGGCAGAAAAGCUGCGGGGACGACCGUUGGGACCAGUCGAUAAGUAUCGCGUCCGGAAGAAAUUUCCGCUUCCACGUACGAUCUGGGACGGUGAGCAGAAGACGCACUGCUUCAAGGAGCGAACGCGCAGUUUGCUUCGCGAAUGGUACCUCCAGGAUCCGUAUCCGAACCCGACGAAGAAGCGCGAGCUGGCCCAGGCAACUGGCCUCACUCCGACGCAGGUGGGAAAUUGGUUUAAAAACCGACGUCAACGAGACCGUGCGGCAGCAGCGAAAAACAGGUAAGUCGCGAGUGCGAUU
Molecule: messenger RNA, 795 nt
Organism: Anopheles merus
Lineage: Eukaryota; Metazoa; Arthropoda; Insecta; Diptera; Culicidae
Product: homeobox protein SIX6-like
Exons: 4
Coding region: 1-780 (259 amino acids)
Biological process (GO): regulation of transcription by RNA polymerase II
Cellular component (GO): nucleus; transcription regulator complex
Molecular function (GO): DNA-binding transcription factor activity, RNA polymerase II-specific; RNA polymerase II cis-regulatory region sequence-specific DNA binding
Source: RefSeq, a predicted model, not a curated record